AUGGCUGAUGUGGCCCCCUGGGGACAUGGGGGUGACGGCGCUGGUGAUCCACCGCUUCCUCCUGGUGGAUUUCGUGGCACACACGAGACAGACGCGGUUCCCCCGAAGAGGGUUAGGGGGAAAGCAAAAAACGAGAAACUAAGGCGUCUAGAAAAUUUCAAUUUUGAUGAAGUGGAACGUGAUAUAGAGGCCAAAAACUUGACGGGUGGCAUUAGGGCUGUGCUUAUGAAGCGGUACUCUGACCGCAAGCACGAUGCUAAAAAAUUAUUUAAGAGCAAGGGAGGUUACAAUGAUCUUGAGAGUGCAAGGGCAUUCCAUCCCCCGGAUAUGCCCUAUGAUAACUGGUUGAGAACCAUCGAAGGUUUCCGGGAAGAAAAAUAUAUUAAAAGAAGCAAUGCCAACACACUAGUACGCGAGAAACAACAAUUCCCAUACCGUGGGGGGACAUCUUCGUACGGUAGCACCGCCUAUAAAAAUGAUAUGGGUUGGGUACCUACGUAUGCUAAAACCCACACAGACAAUCAAGGGAAUUGGGUUGAUCCGGUUGCUGAACAAAAUUACCGGAACAUACAACACGCGACAAGUGAAUGGAGCGGUGAGGGUCCGCCAAUUGCCCCGUAUCAGGAAGCGUUGGGUGAGCGGCGAGGAUGGUACCGCGGGAUGGGGCCUAAAACUUCUUCCAACACGUCCUCGCACUCGUCAUCUAACAUGUCGUCUUCGCAAUCUCGGACGCAAGAACCCUUUUCCGAGGAUUUUGUUAACAGCUUGUUCCAAACCCCGUCAUUUUUGAACCAACUUAACAACUAUCUUGCUUCACAAGGAAAAGGAAAAGGAAAGUCAAAAGACUACGAUUCUGACAACUUAUUCGAUAAUGAAUCCGACGAUGAACCCAAUGAUAACGAUGACGAUGAGUGACUAGUUUUUAAUGUAUGCUUUGGAUUUAAUUAAACGUUGUAGGAUAUAAUGUACGACUUAAACGUAGUUUUUAAGUAUAUUACCUUUAGUAUAUGUUGAUUAUGU
Molecule: messenger RNA, 1020 nt
Organism: Helianthus annuus (common sunflower)
Lineage: Eukaryota; Viridiplantae; Streptophyta; Magnoliopsida; Asterales; Asteraceae
Exons: 6
Coding region: 1-915 (304 amino acids)
Source: RefSeq, a predicted model, not a curated record